UCUGCGGCCCUGCGGAAAAGGAGCUUGUCGUCUGUGGGGGAAAGGUUGUUCCGGGGAGGCAUUCCCAAUCUGCUCGCCUUCGUCUUUCAUCCCCGACUCUCAGUGUUACUGACAGCAGGAAGAAAGAUGCUCGCACGAAUCCUAUCAACCGCGUUUGUCCUUCUUCCGCUGGUCACAGCGCAGACUCCAAUUAAUAUUCCUGCUCCCGUUGAAGGGGAUCCCGCAACACAGCCUGCCAACGAUCCUACAUAUGCUUGCCCGGCGACUUGUGUGCCUCCCGCUUGCGUUUGCGCAUCCACAAAGAUUCCUGGUGGUUUGAGCGUAGAGCAGACGCCCAUGUUUGUUACUCUCACUGCAGACGAUGCCAUUCAAGAUCCGACCUACGAGCCCUUUAGCCAGGUUUUGAACUCUACGGUGAAUCCAAAUGGAUGUAAUCUUCCCUUUACGUACUUUGUCAGUACCGCCUGGACCAAUUUCUGGCUGAUUACGAGGGCAUAUAAUCUGGGACAUGAAAUCGGUGCUCAUACUAUCAAUCACCCUGAUCUCACAACUGUGUCAGCCACAGUGCGUGACCAAGAGAUCCAAGGUUCUGCGCAAGCGGUCAUGACCUAUGGCGGGAUUCCGAAGAGCGACCUUGCAGGGUUCCGUCAUCCGUUCUUGGCAUUCAACAAAGACUCAUUUGACUCUGUUGCCAAGGCUGGGUUCAAGUAUGAUUCGUCAGUUACCCUAGAUCCUUUGACCCAGCCUUAUUGGCCACACACGCUGGAUUACGGCUUCGCCUACUACCCGCAACCAUGCAUCAAAUGCCCUUCCGGGCCUUCUAUGCAAUACAAGGGAAUGUGGGAGAUCCCAAUGUACAAUUUGCUCACUAAUGACUCAAAGCUCUGGUCUAGUAUGGAUCCUAUCAUCAAUCCCCAGCUUAACGACUAUGACGUGGCAUUGUCCAAUAUCAAGGCCACUUUCCAAGUGCACUACAAAACGAAACUUCCCUUCGGCCUCUACCAGCAUUUAGCGCAACUGGUAGCGUGGGGACCAGAGGUGGAGGUCAAAAAGGUUCAACUCCUCAAAGAUUUUGUGGCGUGGACUCAGAAAGAGUUCAAAGACGUUUGGUAUGUCACCAAUCAACAGUUGAUCUCAUGGAUCCAAAAGCCAGUGCCUGCCGAUCAGAUGCGAACGUUUCUCCCGUGUCGUCCACCCGCAGUGGACAAAGCGAAUAAAGAGAUCUGUGACGGUAUUGAUAACGAUGGCGAUGGAAUCAUUGACAAUGGCGUAGUCGAAACCUGUCAAGUGACCGAGGAAGUUAGUUUCCAAAGUUGCUACGGAUGCCCGACACUCGUUCCCAAUAUCACACAACCGGUUCCACCGCAGAAGGGAAAUGCUACAAGGAAGCCUGCGCCCGAUGCAGCGUGUCCAAAUGCUGGGACUUGGGAUCCCAUUGCGGGCGCUUGCAUCACUUUAACAAGGCCACAGGUCAAAAUUCCUGAUAGCAAUGCGUCUGGGUCAAAACCUAGCGGUACCAAUGGAGAUCAGUCGAAGGGAAGUGGGACAGUGGCAGGUGCCAAGGUAGCCAAGACGUCUGUAUUUGGUGCGACCCUCCUCUUAGUGGCAGUUUUGAGUGCCUAGCGUUAUCCUUCCUCGUUGAAUACUGGUCAUCUUCUAUGCAUCCUAAUCUAUGUAGUAUAAAGUUUAAUGUAAAAGUGUACAGUUCUAGUUCUAUGAGCCCGCUA
Messenger RNA from Spizellomyces punctatus DAOM BR117, 1727 nucleotides. RefSeq lists its product as uncharacterized. Bases 127 to 1623 code for a protein of 498 amino acids. Gene Ontology annotation, molecular function: hydrolase activity, acting on carbon-nitrogen (but not peptide) bonds. Gene Ontology annotation, biological process: carbohydrate metabolic process. The transcript has 4 exons. The record is from RefSeq and is a predicted model, not a curated record. Lineage: Eukaryota; Fungi; Chytridiomycota; Chytridiomycetes; Spizellomycetales; Spizellomycetaceae.